Molecule: messenger RNA, 1821 nt
Organism: Synchiropus splendidus (mandarinfish)
Lineage: Eukaryota; Metazoa; Chordata; Actinopteri; Syngnathiformes; Callionymidae
Gene: msraa
Product: methionine sulfoxide reductase Aa
Exons: 6
Coding region: 701-1432 (243 amino acids)
Biological process (GO): cellular response to oxidative stress
Cellular component (GO): cytoplasm
Molecular function (GO): peptide-methionine (S)-S-oxide reductase activity
Source: RefSeq, a predicted model, not a curated record
UGACCAGAAACACGUGACUGUGGAGUAGCGCUCACUGCAGCAGGGCCCGGGGAUGCGGGGACCCGAGCUGGGGCCCAGGGCGACACCAGACCUGAGCAGCGAGCACAGAAGGUGCUGGGUGAUUCUGGAUCAGAGCCAGCGUCAACACUCGAAAUAACACGCACUUAAUGAGUGACAUGCAGUACACAUGGAAUAUGGUGCAUGACGACACACAUUGUCAGAGGAGCAGGAUAGAAACAUCAUCCAUGACGGAAUGUGUACGUUUCGUCGUAAAUGUCGAUAUACGUAAAUGCAAUAUUGUUAUCUAAUGGCUUGAUAUUAACUCGUUUUAAAUGUCCACUUAGUUCUAAAUCCGAUGCAUAUUUCAAAACAAAAACAUGAAAAAGGAUUCUUUAUCGGUGACCGACCGCACCAAACUCCGUUGACAUUUCUGAUGUUUAAAGACCUUGGCGGUGAAACGUGGCUGAUACAUGGAUCGUUUUUCAUGUUUUGGAUCCAGAAAGUGAAAACAGAUGUUCCUGACAAAUUCGGCGCGUGUUGGGGGGUGAAAUCAAGGCUUGUUCUUCAUCAAAGCAGUUUUAUUCGACUCGUCAUGUAACGCGUGUGGCGAGGUUACGCAAGCCUCGCCGGCCGCUCAGCGGAGUGCGGCUAAGCUAACGGAGCUAGCAGCGCGGCGUCGGGGUGUAGCUCCUCCAGCCCGAUGGUCUCCUCCUCCUUCUGUUCCGCCACUACUUCUGCCAGAGUUCGGCUCUUCUGCCGACACUUCUACAGCCGCUGGAUGGGAGAGAUGGCUUCCAAGAGCGUCAUACCGAAGCCGGAAGAGGCGCUCCCUGGACGCAGCGAGGCGCUGCAGGUGUCCCCUAAACACGCCAGCAACGGAAACACCACCGUCCCACCGUUCCCAGGCGGCACCGAGAUCGUCUCCUUCGGGAUGGGCUGCUUCUGGGGGGCGGAGCGCCUCCUCUGGCAGCAGAAGGGAGUGUUCUCCACCCAGGUGGGCUACAGCGGGGGCUUCACCCCGAACCCCACCUACAAGGAGGUCUGCACAGGUCUGACCGGACAUGUGGAAGUGGUGCGUGUGGUCUUCCAUCCAGACAAGAUCAGCUUUGAAGACCUGCUGAAGGUGUUCUGGGAGAACCACGACCCGACCCAAGGGAUGCGUCAGGGCCACGACAUCGGAACCUCGUACCGCUCCGUCAUCUUCACCACCACGCAGAAGCAGCUGGACAAGGCGGCGGAGUCACAAAACCACUACCAGAAGGUUCUGACCGACAAAGGUUUUGGUCAAAUCACCACGGAGAUCGCAGAAGCCAAGGCCUUCUACUACGCCGAGGACUACCACCAGCAGUACCUGCACAAGAACCCGGACGGCUACUGCGGCCUGGCCGGCACCGGCGUCUCCUGUCCCAUCGGGCUCAAGCCAAAGAAGUAGCAGAGCGGCGGAGGCUGGCGCCACCUGAUGAAUCACGACGAAUCACAUUUGGAGAGUCACAUUGAAUUUAAAAAUAAUUCUAAAUCAAAUUUUCAACUAAAUAAAACAGAUGAAAAAAGAUUUUUUUUCAUGAAAAUUUAGGAUUUUAGUUACAGUAUCUAAUGUGGUGUCUGUGUUUACAGCAGAGAUUUUUUAACUUUAUCUGCUACUGCAGUGAAGAAAAUUUAUUUUUUUUAUCCGUCCUUAGUUAAAGAAACGAAGGAACCAAACGGCUUCUCAGUUUUAAUGCAAACAUAGAUGCGGCUUCGGGAGGAGAAUCUCAGCUUCUGUAUUCGCCUUUGAAUCACAUGUAAACGCUACUCCAUAAUAAAGUCCCGCGGAAGCGAGAA